CCGCGGUGGGGAGCGCAGCGCUGGGGGUUGGGCCCGAGCCAGGCCCCAAACAUGGGAUUUGUAGUGAUGAGGGGGCCCCGCAGGCAGGCACGUCCCCUCCCAGCAUGCCGUGCGGCCCAGCAGUGACACGUCCCCUCCCAGCAUGCCGUGCGGCCCCCGGAGAGGAUUUCUGUAAGGCAGGAAACCUUGUUUGAUUCCCUCACCUCCCAGUGGAAAAGUUCAGCAGUCCAGCCUCAACUUGGAGCAGCCGAGACAGGUCACCGCUUGUGGGGAGCUGCCUGAGGGUUCGGUUGAGUGUGGAGGAAGAUGGAGGCCACUUUGCCGGCAGUGGCAGAGGAGCUUUUGAAAGAGAUAAAAAAGGCUUUCCAGGAGACCUCGCAUAUUCCUGAUGCUCUCCUGCUGGCGCUGAAGUUUGUAUUUGGCUCAUCUGCUGUGGCAGCCUUGGAUUUGGUUGAUCAACACUCAGUCACGCGACUCGUGUCUCCUAGUGGAAGGGCCGUGUACCAGGUCCUCGGGAGUUCAGGCAAACCGUACACCUGUUACGCCUCCUGCCACUUCUGCACGUGCCCUGCAUUUGCUUUCUCCGUGCUGCGGAAGAACGACAGCCUGGUGUGUAAGCACAUCCUUGCCGUGUACCUCAGCCAGGCCACAGGCGCAUGCCAAGAGCUAGCGGUCUCUGACCAGCAGCUGGCAAGCAUCUUACUGGCAGAGGAAGAGGAGGAAGGACUUGGGACCGUGUGCUAACACCAUCUCUCCUGCAAUGCCUCCCUGGCUCCUCUGAGGUACAGCGACAAACAUUACUAACAUCCCUAAGCCAACCACGUGUUGAUCAAGGCAGAUAGUUUUCCUCUCAAGCUGAAUUUAGGCUGGAAAUUAUUUAGCAGCCCUGCACCGUUGUAUUAGUUAGUUGUGUUGUAAUAAAUGUUCUGAAGCCUCAUAACAUCAGGCU
This is a messenger RNA of Mauremys mutica (yellowpond turtle), 949 nucleotides long. RefSeq names its product zinc finger SWIM-type containing 7 (gene ZSWIM7). Gene Ontology annotation, biological process: double-strand break repair via homologous recombination. The record is from RefSeq and is a predicted model, not a curated record. NCBI's taxonomy places the organism in Eukaryota, Metazoa, Chordata, Testudines, Geoemydidae. Gene Ontology annotation, cellular component: Shu complex. Gene Ontology annotation, molecular function: zinc ion binding. The transcript has 7 exons. The coding region runs from base 307 to 744 and encodes 145 amino acids.